Molecule: messenger RNA, 2455 nt
Organism: Arvicola amphibius (Eurasian water vole)
Lineage: Eukaryota; Metazoa; Chordata; Mammalia; Rodentia; Cricetidae
Gene: Pacsin3
Product: protein kinase C and casein kinase substrate in neurons 3
Exons: 11
Coding region: 771-2054 (427 amino acids)
Biological process (GO): regulation of endocytosis; plasma membrane tubulation; cytoskeleton organization
Cellular component (GO): cytoplasm; plasma membrane; endosome
Molecular function (GO): protein binding; phospholipid binding
Source: RefSeq, a predicted model, not a curated record
GCUCGCUCUUUGGUCCUCCGACUCCUGAAGUUGGCAACGGGGACGGACUCCCGCGCUGGAGACCCCGGCCAUUGGUUGCCACUGAGCGCAAGGCCAUCUCAUCUCCUACGCCAAAGAGGCGAUUCUUCAGGCCAGCUGGGAGUAAUGGGGCGUCCAGGCUGGAGGAGCAAACCAUCUCUUGGAGCUCUUAGAGGGUCCCAAACUGCUCUCCUCGCUCCCGUUCUGAAGCCCUAGAAGGGGCUUCUGUAGAAAGCCCGGAUUCCCCACCCGCUUCACGCCACACCAUCUGUAGUCCACCGCCCGGCUAGCCCUGGCAGGCAGCGCCCCUUCCCCUCCGCAGUAACCAGCUGGUCCCACCUCCCCACCGAGACCAAGUUCAACAAGUUUGUCCAAGAAGUCGUAGAGCGUCCAUGUCUAGGCCUGGCUAUGCCUGUCUGUGUGGCUGGCUCCACCAGCUCGGAGUUGUUCAACCACCGUGCCUUCUGGGAUCGGGAGGUGGUUUGUCGAGUGGCGCUGUAUGUAAGGGUGGAGGCCAAAGACCGGCAGUCCCUGGGUUCCGAGAUUUGGUGUGGAGGCUCAAGGUUAGGAGUGCGUCAUUAGCGAGCAGGCACCUCAGCUGGCAGAGUCGUAGUGGCAGCUUGGAGACUUGGACACGGGUCCUUGAAGUGAUCUGGAGACCCCAGUCCCCAAACUGCAGGCCUCACUUUUCUGCUUCCUAACUUGGCCUCCACAACACCACAUCUGCCACCAUUCUGUGCUGCAGGGACGCCAUGGCUCCAGAAGAGGAUGCUGGAGGAGAGGCCUUAGGGGGCAGUUUCUGGGAGGCUGGCAACUACAGACGGACGGUGCAGCGGGUUGAGGAUGGGCACAGGCUGUGUGGGGACCUGGUUAACUGCUUCCAAGAACGUGCCCGCAUUGAGAAGGCCUAUGCCCAGCAGCUGGCUGACUGGGCCCGCAAGUGGAGGGGAGCUGUGGAGAAGGGCCCACAAUAUGGCACUCUGGAGAAGGCCUGGCAUGCCUUCUUUACUGCGGCUGAGCGGCUGAGCGAGCUACACUUGGAAGUGAGGGAGAAGUUGCACGGUCCAGACAGUGAGCGUGUGCGGACCUGGCAGCGAGGGGCUUUCCACCGGCCAGUGCUGGGUGGCUUUCGGGAAAGCCGGGCUGCCGAGGAUGGUUUCCGUAAAGCCCAGAAGCCCUGGCUAAAGAGGCUAAAGGAGGUUGAAGCUUCCAAGAAGAGCUACUACGCAGCACGCAAGGAUGAGAAGACAGCCCAGACCCGGGAGAGCCACGCGAAGGCAGACAGCUCCGUGUCCCAGGAACAGCUUCGAAAAUUGCAGGAACGAGUUGGACGCUGCACCAAGGAGGCAGAGAAGAUGAAAACCCAAUAUGAGCAGACACUGGUGGAGCUAAAUCGCUAUACCCCGCGCUACAUGGAGGAUAUGGAGCAGGCCUUUGAGAGCUGCCAGGCUGCGGAACGCCAGCGGCUUCUCUUCUUCAAGGAUAUGUUGUUCACCUUGCAUCAGCACCUUGACCUCUCGAGCAGUGACAAGUUCCAUGAGCUCCACCGAGACCUGCAGCAGGGCAUCGAGGCUGCUAGUGAUGAGGAAGAUCUCCGCUGGUGGCGCAGCACACAUGGGCCUGGCAUGGCCAUGAACUGGCCACAGUUUGAGGAGUGGUCCUUAGACACACAGAGAGCAAUCAGCCGGAAGGAGAAGGGGGGCCGGAACCCUGAUGAGGUUACCCUGACCAGCAUUGUACCUACAAGAGAUGGCACUGUAGCCCCACCCCAGUCCCCAGCAUGCCCAGCAUCUCCAGGCAGUGGGCAGGAUGAGGACUGGUCAGAUGAAGAGAGUCCCCGGAAGACUGCCACUGGGGUGAGGGUGCGGGCGCUUUAUGACUAUGCCGGCCAGGAAGCCGAUGAGCUGAGCUUCCGAGCAGGGGAAGAGCUGCUGAAGAUGAGUGAGGAAGAUGAGCAAGGCUGGUGCCAGGGCCAGUUGCAGAGUGGCCGCAUCGGUCUGUACCCUGCCAAUUAUGUAGAAUGUGUGGGUGCCUGAGUGCCCCGACAGUCCUGUUGCAGCUUCUCUCCAACCAGAGCCAAAGCUCAGCCCUUCCGGGAGCUGGACCUGAGGACCCUGAACCAAGUACCGCUGCUGUUCUGUUUCCGGAGAGGGAGGAUGCCCGAGGGCCCAUGAAGGGGAGGGGUCUGCGUCUAGAAAGAGUCCUAAAGAGUUCAGAUUGGAGGCAGGAAGGGAGGUUGGAGUGACAGGAGUGACAGGUGCCUGAGCCUCCCGGGAGCUUUUGGGUCAUCCCAGGAGUAGGGGAUCCAGUUCUUAAGCUGGGAGUUCCUGAGGAUGAGGUUGGGGAGAAUGUAGUUUGGGGCUAGCAGCAUCCUAUUUUGUGACUUGUAGUGUGUAUUAAACUUGAUCAAGAAUAAAAGUACCGUCUAGUGUUGUAA